ACUCAACUUGAAAGAAUUGACAGCCUUGUUUAAUGAAAUGACAACCCGUCAAUCUUUGAAUAAGAAAGCUGAGCAGAGCAGCAUCAAGACUGAGAUUGAACAGCCGGAGUGCUCCACUGUGGAACAAGUGACAUCCGGUUCCAGCAGCUUCACUAGGGAGCUUAUAUUAGAAGAAGUCCUGAUGAAGCUUGUCAAGAAGAUAUGCCGUAUGCCAAAAAGGACCAACAAACAUCAGCGCAUCCAGAUCAGUGAUCUGGUGACUGAGCUGAUCCGAUUGUUCGAUGAUGAGGUGGCCAAAUAUCUGAUUGAGGAAAUGGAAAGCCAGCAAAAAAGUUUCACUUCUAAGAUGACAUCGAAGCUGGCAGAUGCCAUCUACACUGACCUUGGGAAGGUCAAGCGUUUGAAACGCUCCUUGAAAAUUGACGAUUUAUUUGAGGAUCAGGAGAUGCUUUCCAUUGUCUCUGUCAUUGUUUCCCACAAGCUACUGGGCAUCUUGAAACCCUCAGUACCCAGCGAGACCUCAGACCUUGAAGACUCAUGCAGUGAUGAUGUGGAGGAUGCGGAAUCUGAGGGGGUGCAUUAUGCCACCGGCAGAAAGUCCAAGAUGAGCAUUGUCCUUAAAGACACUACAGACCAGCCAGAGAUGUACAUUGCUGUGGAUUCUCCACCUAUGAUUAAAUUAUCCAAGAUCAGGAAAGGCAUCCGGGGCUUCUUCUGGGGAGUCCAGAAGGCCUGGAAACGCUUGGUCACCUGCAAGUCCUCUGGSUCCUCUGAUGGGUAGCCUGGWUGACGUGCAGCCCAUGUCAGUUGCUUUUGCCAGGCUACAUCUGAYGAG
Salvelinus sp. IW2-2015 is the source of this 835-nucleotide messenger RNA. RefSeq lists its product as uncharacterized. The record is from RefSeq and is a predicted model, not a curated record. Lineage: Eukaryota; Metazoa; Chordata; Actinopteri; Salmoniformes; Salmonidae.